Molecule: messenger RNA, 2130 nt
Organism: Ambispora leptoticha
Lineage: Eukaryota; Fungi; Glomeromycota; Glomeromycetes; Archaeosporales; Ambisporaceae
Source: the annotation of a GenBank genome assembly
AUGUCGACAUCACAUUACUCAUCAAAGGAGAAACGAAAAGCUGCCGAACCCCUGGAUGAGGGGUUUGCAAGCUUUCAGCAACAUACCAAAGGAUUCGGCUUAAAAAUGAUGCAGAAAAUGGGUUACAAUAUAGGUGAAGGUCUCGGAAAGAGUGGAGAAGGGAUAGUAAAACCAAUAGAGACCAAGUUGCGUCCGGGGAAGUUGGGGCUGGCUUAUGGAGGGUUCAAAGAGAAGGUGACAAGUGAAGAGGAGGAGAAACAACCAGAGCUAACCGAACAAACAGUAAAACCUAAAAAGAAUGCUUGGAAGGCGAAGGCUAAACGGCCCAGAGUAGAGUAUAAGACCGCGGAGGAGAUCAUUACAGGAAUUGAGGAGGACAGCGCCUCUAGUGCUUCCAUAAAGCCGAUAAAGAUUAUAGAUAUGACGGGGCCAACGGCGCGCGAAAUCACAUCAACAAGUCAGCUCUCUUCAUCGCUUUUUGCGCAAGAUGCAGUAGCUGGUCGUCUGCCCGAGCUACGGUAUAACUUGCGACUGAUUGUUGACAUGUCACAGUCUGAUUUGGAGCACAUAAUUAGAGAACAGCGAAUCCAGAAAGGACGAAUAAAAUCAUUCGAGACUGAACAGAUAAGGGUUGAAAAGUUGGUGAAUUCAGAAGCUAAUAAAAUUAAGCGGCUCGAAGAAAUAAUGGGUAUAUUGAAAGAUUGUGAGAGAUUUAGCUUAUCAUCAGAAGAUCAAGAUUUUUCUUCAUUACAGGAUAUGUAUCAGGCAUUCAAUAAACUCCAAACAGAGUACGAAGAAGAGUAUUCUUUGUAUGGCCUGGAUUCAGCUGUUGUGGCCAUCAUCACACCAUUAAUAAAAAAGAGUAUAACUACCUGGGAUCCAUUAAAUGAUCCAACAACUACGCAUUGGUUGGAAAUGAUAAAGAAAUGGCGUCGGUUGUUGAAGAUGAACGUUCCAAUAAAUAAUGAUAACAGCUAUGAUUUAAAUGGGGAUAGACUUGGAUUUACUAAAAAUACAAUCAAUUCAACCACAAUGACACCUUACGAAAGUAUGAUGUAUAAUAUUUGGUUGCCUAAAGUGAGAUCAGCAAUAAAUAACUACUGGAACGCCAGGGAUUAUGAACCAGUCACAAGGCUUCUCGAGAAUUGGCAUCCGCCAACACUCCCCAACUUCAUCUAUGACAACAUACUUGAACAACUCAUUUUCCCGAAGCUGAAACAAGAAGUUGACAACUGGAAUCCAAAAAAAGACAAUGAGAUGAUACAUCAUUGGUUGCACCCGUGGCUAUUGAUUUUACAAGAACGAAUGGAGCCGUUGUACCUGCUAGUACGGCAAAAAUUUGUUGUGGCAUUGCAGGCUUGGCAUCCUUCCGAUUCGAGCGCCUUUAAUAUUUUAUAUCCGUGGAAAACAGUUUUUAAGAAAAAAGAAAUGCAAUCACUUUUGCUUAAAUCUGUUUUACCGAAACUAACUGUGACCCUAAGAACCGAGCUUAAAAUAAACCCAAGACAACAAGAUAUCAAACCAUUCAAUUGGGUAAUGAAAUGGCAUGAAUUGUUUUUGGUAGAGGACUUUGGCCAACUUUUCGCAACAGAAUUCUUUCCAAGCUGGCUGGAAAUUUUAUAUGUUUGGUUGACACAUAAUCCUAAUUAUGACGAAGUGUUUGAAUGGUAUACUUAUUGGAAAGAACAAUUUCCCCCAGUAAUGGCGCAUACGAUCGAAUCCCACUUUAAACAAGCAUUAGAAAUGAUAAAUGAGAGCAGUGCACUUGGAGUGGACGCAGCUGCAAGAUUACCACAUCCUUCACAAAAACCCGAAAUUAUCGAAGAGCCAACAACUACUCCAUUUUCAAAAGACAGCAGUACAAUAACAAUAGAAACGAUAUCACACAAAGAUAUUGUCGAGGAUUUCGCCCAAGAGCAUAACUACCUAUUCUUACCUGUCAACAAGACUCACGCUGCAUCCGGGAAACCGUUGUUCCGAUUUGGUUGCUCGAUGCAAGGUGUCGGCGGUGUGCUCAUGUAUAUGAAGGAUGAUGUGAUAUAUGCGCAGGAGGAAUCAAAACAGUGGAUGCCUAUAGGAUUUGAUGAAUUGUUGGAGAAAGUCGGCCGUUUGAAUCGAAAAGAUUCAUAA